AUGGAUCUAAGUUCCUAACUAAAUUAGAUGAAAUUUAUAAAAGGUCUUGAUUUUCGAAAGAAUCUUAUAGACAAUGGACAUUUAGGCCAAGGCAACAAUAUGGUAUAUAAUGUUUCAGUCAAUGGUAAAAUGUAUGCACUAAAAGUAAAGCAUUCUUAUUUAUUAAGUAAGUAAUAAUGAAUUCGUACAACAUUGAAAAUGAAAUCAAAAUUAUGUAAUCAUUAUCCAACUCUCAAUAUGUUAUCAAUCUUAUUGAUUAUAUGAUAUUAGAAACAGUCUCUUAAGAUAAAUAUACUUAAAAUCAGUAAUUUGUAUAUUUGCUGAUGGAAAAGGGUUAGUAGAAUCUUGAGUAAUAUCUUAAAUAAAGAGAGCAGUAAUAUUUAGAAGUUGAAGAAUUGCAUAAAAUAUUGGAAUAAUUAUUAAAUAUAUUUGAAGAUCUCUAACAAAAAAAUAUAGCUCAUCGAGAUAUAAAAUUAGUUAAUAUUCUAAUUAUGGAACCAUUUUAACUCAAAGCAUGUGAUGUUGGAUGCAGUUCUCAAAUAGAAACUAUUUAAACUAUCAGUGUAGUAGGUACAAAGUCUUAUUUAGCUCCUGAAUUAUUGAAUGCUGAAACUCAUAGACUUAAACAUAAUCCCUUUAAAAGUGAUGUUUAUUCUUUGGGAUUAUGCUUUUUAUAUAUAGUUACUCUAUAAUUAUGGAAUACAAGAUAGAUAGUUAGUUCUUAAAUUGAAGAAGAGAUAAUAGCAGAUUAUUUAAGACAUGUUAAAAGAAUUACUGCUGAUGAUAAUAUUAUUAUCUCAAUCCUUAAAAAAAUGUUAUAAAUUAAUCCAAAUAAUCGACCUGAUUUUAUUGAGUUAAAAUAGAUUUAUAUACAAUUGAAAGAAAAUUAAAAUCAAUAGACUAAUUUAUCUAAAGGAACUACAUUUGAAUCCUUUGAAUCACCUAAAAAGACUCCUUUGUAAUUUGAUUAUCUUUCACCUGAUAUUGUAGUUAAUAGAAGUAGAAAUACAGGAUCCAAUUUUUAUAAAGAAGAAAGAUAAAAAUCAGUAAGAAAUCUACCAUCCAAUUUAAGUAAUUCCAAAAAAUAAAAAUCUUAAGCUAAUUUAUUAUCAGAAACUACAAGAAAAUAAUAAAUAACCAAAUCACCUAAAAAUUAAUCUACUACUAAUUUACAAUUAAAAGAUACAUAAUAAUUCUUUAGUAAUAAACCACCUACACCAAAUUCACUCAAAUUUACAUAAUCUACUAAAGCUAAAUCCUUUUAAGGUUCUGGAUCACCAAAUCAUACUCAAACUAAUUUCUAACAAAGACAAUUCUCUAAAUUUCAUCAAUCUGUAAUAGAAAAUAAGAAAAUUCAUACUGAAAGCUUUUCUUAGACUAUGCCAACAAUUUAAACAAGUAUGUUAGCUGAAUUAAAACCUUAUGAUGAUUUCUUAUAUUGCAAUUAUGAAGACUUAAAUAAUUUAUACCAAUUUUAAAAUUAUGUAUGCCUUUUUUCAAAUGGAUAAAAAUCUAAUAUAAAAAAAUGUUAAUUACCUAAUAGUUGUAAAUUAUUAAAUUUAAAACUCAAUAAUUAAACUCCAGAACUUCACUUAUCUACUGUAAAUGAUAUACAAAUAUUAAUUCUUGAAUUAAUUGAUGAUUGUAAUGAAAAAAAUCUUAAUUAUAAAUGGUCUGAAAAUCUAGGUUCUAUGUACUUUUAAGCAAUAACAUCACUUGAAAUUAUUGUUAAUACUCAAUAACCUUAAACUAAUAAUAUUAUAUAAUUUCUUACUAAAAUAUAGCAUAUCCCUAAAAUUAAAUUAAUAUAUCGAUCUGAAAUAUCAGAAUAAGAUCACAGAACUAUUAUGUGGAAAUUAAGUAAAUAUAAUUGUACUUCCUUUGAUUUCAGAAUACCUAAUAUUAAAUUGAAUUUAACCUAAAUCUCUUAAUUAUGGUAAUUUAAUUAAUCUUUGGAAGAAUUAUCACUAGAUUAUGAAGAUUGUGAUAUACAUUAAACAUUUUCAUUCCUUGUUACAUCAAUAAGAACAGUUUUGUUCAAGAAGUUUUAUAUUAAUUUAACAAAAUUACAAUCUAAAAAUUCAGAAAUAAGUUUAAUGCUUGAAUAUUUAGGAUCUAAAUAUUUAUUAAAAGAUUUAACAUUAAUUAUGGAUUACAUUACAAAUUAUGAUAAAAUGGUAUAAGAGAAACUCAAAAAUAAUAUAUCUAAACUUAAAAAUUUAGAAAAACUCUAUAUAUCUAUUAUUGGUAAUAACAUUAAUUUUGAAUUUAUUGAAAAACUCUUUAAUAUUUUUGAAUAACUCAAAGAACUUAAGAUAAUAAUUUUAAGGAUUGAUAGGAUAUUUGAAAAACAAAAAAUAAGAGAACUUAAAAAGAUAUUUCCUUUUUUGCAUCCUUUUGUUUUAUAGUUUUAUGGUACAAAUAAAACAUUAACAAUUAUUAUGCAUAACAAUGAAGUAUAAAAAUUAUAAGAUUAUGGAACCACUAAAUGUAAUUAAGGAAAAUAAGUUAAAUUGAGUUAUAUGUAUGAAUGUCUAAAAUGUUCUAAAGCUCAUUCUUUUUUUUUAAAACAUUAAUUUCAAAUAUGUAGUACAUGUGUUACAAAUUGUCAUUCUAAAUGUGACAACUUUAAUUUGAAUAAUAAUGAAGCAAUAACAGUUAGUUCAGAUUCUUAAUUAUAAUGCUAAAAUACAGUAAAUAUAAUUAAGAAGAAUCACACUUUUUUUGAAUCAAAUGACACAAGAGAUUUUAAAUGUUACUGUAAUCUAUUGGGAACAUGUACUCAAGCAAUAUGCAAUAAGGAUAGAAAUAGAAAUGAGAUUUAAUAUAAGUAUAAAAUUAUAUUAUUUUAAGAUGCAAAACAUGCAACAAAAUAUUAUGUCGAAUGUGCUCUUUUGAUUGUCAUUCUUGUCAUACCAGUAAAGAAAUGUAUAUAAAUAACUUUAGAUGUGAAUGUGAUUGUGAUAAACAUAUAUGA
Molecule: messenger RNA, 2977 nt
Organism: Paramecium pentaurelia
Lineage: Eukaryota; Ciliophora; Oligohymenophorea; Peniculida; Parameciidae
Source: the annotation of a GenBank genome assembly